AUGGCGGACGAGCUCGACGACGGUCUCCUCCUCGAGGACGAGCUCGUGGCCUAUUCGGACGAUGCGUCCGAUGCAGAGAAAGCAGCCCGGCUGCAGGAGCAGGCUUCGGCCGCACAGCACAUUGCGGAGCAGCCGCGCGAUCUGCAGGCCGACUUCCUCGUUGGUCUACAGCGCAAGGCGUUCCCGAAGCUGAGUGAGCUCGAGCUCCAGGAGCUACGUGUGCCAGGUGCUGUACGUUCGUCCACUGACCCAGUCGUCGCUCGCCAUAACGAGCUGCAGGACAUGAAGCAGCCAUGGAUGACCGAGCCAGGCACGCCCUACAUGCUCGUGCUCACGGGCAACGCACAGCGAGCCGCUGAUCUCACGCGGGCACUGCGUGUGCUGCUGCCGGGCACCGACGAGCCGCCAGCGAAGCGGCGCAAAGGCACCGCAUCGUCGCCUGUGCCCACCGUGGCCAAGCUGUUUGCGCGCCACUUUAAGUUGGAGGAACAGGUAUCGUGGCUGAAGAGCCAGGCGACACCCAUCGCCGUGGGCACGCCCCACCGUGUACAGGCCCUGCUGGAGCAGCGCGCCUUGCACGUCGACCACCUGCAGGCCCUGCUCGUGGAUGCCUCGUGGACAGACGCAAAGCAGCGCGCCGUGUUUGAUACGCCAGAGACACGCGAUGCACUAUUGGCCCUGCUGGCAGAAAACAGCGUGCGGGCCCUAUUGCAGAAACCGACGGACCCGUGCCGGGUCGUCCUCUUCUGA
Malassezia sympodialis ATCC 42132 is the source of this 750-nucleotide messenger RNA. RefSeq lists its product as uncharacterized. The record is from RefSeq and is a predicted model, not a curated record. Gene Ontology annotation, cellular component: 90S preribosome; nucleus. The transcript is spliced from 3 exons. Bases 1 to 750 code for a protein of 249 amino acids. Lineage: Eukaryota; Fungi; Basidiomycota; Malasseziomycetes; Malasseziales; Malasseziaceae.